This is a messenger RNA of Haliotis rufescens (red abalone), 10594 nucleotides long. Its product is annotated as NACHT domain- and WD repeat-containing protein 1-like. The transcript has 16 exons. The record is from RefSeq and is a predicted model, not a curated record. Bases 258 to 5633 code for a protein of 1791 amino acids. NCBI's taxonomy places the organism in Eukaryota, Metazoa, Mollusca, Gastropoda, Lepetellida, Haliotidae. Gene Ontology annotation, molecular function: protein binding.
UUACGAGGUCAUUGUCAAAUGUUGUCUUCUGAUCCCAGUAACAUGUUAAACCACGAUGUAAACAAUCAAUUACUAUGAUGUUUGUACAGAAAAGAUCCAGAAAUAACAGUUAUAUUGAUUGGCAAGGGACAUUUACUUUAUUUUCGGAGAGCGUCCUUGACGAUGUUUGUUGUCACUGUCAUCAUGUUCAUUGUUUCCAAGGUAAACAACGGGAUGCAUUGAGUUGAGAGGCGGCGACCGAGUGUAUACAGAGCAAAAUGGCGACAAGGAAAGUGUUUGAUGGUGUGCUCCAAAGCCUGCCGGCCCAGGAGUCGAAAACAAUACGAAUUUUUUUCAGCUCGACGUUUACAGAUAUGACGGUGGAGAGGAACAUGUUGAUGAAGGAGUCGGUGCCCCGUCUCAGGGACUACUGUCUGGCCAGAGGCUUGGACUUCCAGGUGGUGGACAUGCGCUGGGGAGUACGAGAGGAAACAUCGGUGGACCAGAUGUCAACAGAGCUGUGCCUGAGGGAGAUCAAGAACUGCCAGCAGAUCUCCAUGGGCCCAAAUUUUGUGGUGUUCCUCGGUGAUCGAUAUGGCAGUUGCCCUUUACCAGCCACUGUGCCUGUCACCGAUUUCAAAGUUUUUCAUCGUGUUGCCAUGGCAAUGGGUAAGGACAUUUACCUCCUCGAUAAAUGGUAUCUCCUUGACAACAAUGCUGAACCGCCAGUCUACCAGAUACAGCCAAUCACAAACCUUCUACCUCAUUACAAUGACCCAGAUCCAGCCAAUCAGCAUCUUCAAGAACAAGACCAGAAGAGAUGGAGAGAAGUUGAAAGGACACUUCAGUCACUUUAUCAUGAACUGGCACAGGAAGCUCACCUGACCGGACACCUUGACCAGCCAGCAUAUGACAGAUACUUUAUGUCAGUGACUGAGAGUGAGAUAUGUGACGGAGUUCUGGAUGCAGCCAAGACGGACAACAAAGUUGUUGUGUUCCACCGUGUCCUCCACAACAUCAACGUGCAGCACCCUCUAGCCUGGAGGUUCACUGACGUAGAUAAUGAGGGCAAAGUUGACAUGAAGGUGAAGGAUCGGCGUGAGAAGUUGACCCUAAAGAAGAUACCUGAUGCCUUGGCCUCAAGUCAGAUCCACCAGUAUAAUAUCGAGUGGACUGACAAGUGUGUCGACCCCCAGGACCCCAGACAUCUGGCCUACCUACAGACUCUCUGUGCCACCUUCCAGAGCAGUAUGGAGGAGAUGAUUGAUGCCAGCCUUGACCUACAGCCAUCACAUGCCGAUGACGGCCUCUACUCUGAGGUUCUCCAUCAUCUUCAUUUCAGUGUCAAGAAGAGUGAAAUAUUCUUUGGUAGAGAAGAGGAGCUAAAAGACAUUCAGGACAAACUGGACAAGGUUGUAAACAUAUUCAAGGACACGGAUGAAGAUGAGCCUUCAUCUGUUGAUGGGUAUGAGGAGGAGGAGGAGGCUGAGGAGGAGGAGGAGGCUGAGGAGGCUGAGGAGGAGGAGGCUGAGGAGGAGGAGGUGGAAGAUGGUAAUAUUAAACAGUCACAGGAAAUGAAGGAUUUUCUUGGUUCCAUGGGAGUUAAAUACCACUUGGGUGAUACCUUUGAUGACUAUGAUUCUGACCCUUCAAAGAACCCUCAGCUUGAACAAAUUCAGCUUCCUGUUAUGAGGUCAUUCAAGAGACCAGUGAUAAUCCAUGGGAAAUCAGGAAGUGGAAAGACGGCGCUCAUGGCACAAAUUGCUAAAAGUUCUAGUUCCUGGAUUCCUAAAUCAGUUUUGAUUGUACGGUACCUUGGAACAUCUCCUAUGUCAAGCUCAAUACGAGAGGUUCUUGUCAGCAUCUGUAGGCAAAUCUGGAACAUCUACAAUGUCCCCAAAGGCUCUGGUAUAGAUCUAAACACAGACUUCCAGUAUCUCCUCUCCUACUUCAAUGCUCUUCUGUGGAAGAUCAACUCUUCCAACAAACCACUUGUCAUCAUCUUUGACUCUGUGGAUCAGCUACUGCCCUCGGAUCAUGCUCACACCUUCAACUGGCUGCCCACAAAGACCCCACCAGAUGUCCACAUCUUGGUGUCCAUGAUGCCAUGUGUCAACAACUGCCUUGAGAACAUCCAGCAGCACCUUCCAUUUACAGAACAGUAUGUUCAGCUCUCAGUCUUCUCAGAAGAAGCUGGGGGAAAGAUGGUGUCGGGCCUGUGUAGCAGAAAAGGCCGUUGCUUGACAAGACUUCAGAAAAACUUCCUAAUGGAACACUUUGCCAAAUGUCCCCAGCCCCUGUUCCUGAAGUUGAUUGUUGAUGAAGCUCUCACCUGGAAAUCCUUCACUCCCUUAUCGGACAUUCAGGUUGGAAACACAGUGAGGGCAGCCAUCAAUAAACUGUUUGACAAGAUGGAGCGAUCACAUGGCUUUGUAAUUGCCAGCAAAGCGUUCGGGUACCUGUGUGCUGCCCGUCAAGGGCUGGGAGACACGGAGAUGGAGGACUUGCUGUCUCUGGAUGAUGAUGUUCUGCAGGAUACAUAUCUCUAUCACCUCCCUCCCGACCCAAACAUAAUACGUCUGCCACCGUUGCUAUGGAAACGGAUUCGCAGUGACAUUUCUGAGUACUUGACAGAGCGUCAGUCUGGCAACAAGGUGGUAGUGAACUGGUACCAUCGCCAGUUCUCAGAAGUUGCAGCUCAGAGAUAUUUACCUGCAUCUUUACAGCAGACGUUCCAUGCUGCACUGGCAGAGUAUUUCUUAGGGAAAUGGAGUGAUUUGGAGAAGCCUUUAGAACUUUAUAAAAACAAGAAAGGCUGGUACCCUCAUUCCAUGCGACAAGUUCCAGCCCAGCCCCUAGAGUAUGAAAACAUCUACAAUGUGAGGAAACUGCAGGAGCUGCCCUACCACCUGGUCAAGUGUGGCGACCUUGCCACAUUCCACAGCACUGUUGCCUGUAACUUCAGCUGGCUUUAUGGCAUGUGUCAGGCCAUGUCACUCACUGAUGUCCUCAAUGACAUGAAGCAGGCCAUGGCAAGUCUGGACUCCACGGGAGACAUUGACAAUGUUGCCCUUUACGAUGACAUCAAGUUUGUCAAUGAUGUCCUCAUCCUUGGCAGUGACUUUAUCCGGAGAAGUGCAUCUAACUUGGCAACACAGAUUGUGUCCCAGCUGGGCCCCCAGUACCGCGGGUCCCCACACAUCACAGGCUUAGUCCAGGCAGCCCACUCCUGGCUGAGCACAGGGAACCACCCUCACCUCCUACCCCAGGGGAAGACCAUGCCGAGCCCCGGGGGCUGCCUCCUCAGCUCCAUCAAUGUGGACAUCAACAUCCUUGGCAACGACCGUAUGUUUGGGAGCUGCAUGGUCCUGCAGGAAUCCAAGCAUAAACUGUAUGUGACAGACCAGCAACCAAGUGAUGGCAACGACUGUCUGAGAGUGUAUGACCUGGAUGACAAUAUGUCCUGCAUGGUUGUGGAAGACCUCAACAGGAAGGUCAGAUCUGUUCAGUUCAAGGCUGCAGAAAAGUUGCUUCUGGUUGAAUCCUUCCACAACAGCAGCAAAUAUAGUUACACCAGCUACUUUGACGUGUGUGAUGGUUCCCUUGCUGCCCCCUACCACCUGGGAGGCAAACCUGGCAAUGCUUGUGUGUCCAGCUCGGGAAGAUUAGUUGCCUGGUCUGACGAUGAAAAAAAACUAAUCAAGAUUGGAAUGUUCAAAAAAAAAGGACGAGGCAUUGAUAUCAAACAUGAGCUUGAAAGCACACCGAGCUACGUUCAGUUUUCUCAUGAUGAAAAACACCUAGUUACCCUAUCUGCAAAAACUGCCCAUAUCUAUGACUGUCAGUCUGGGGAGAUGACUGCAGAUGUUGGGCCAACUGAAGAUCCAUUUAGUUUCCAAACUGGAGAUGUUGAUUAUGGUCGUAUGACCUUUGUCACCAAAGACGACCAAUUUAUUCACCGAGGCUUCGGGUACAAGGAAGGUCAUCAUCUGUUUGUGAACAAAAUCCCUUCCGGGGAACUCCUGUUCAAGUUGGAAGGAUAUAAGGAAUAUAGCUUGGAACUGUGUGUCCUUGAUUCAAGGGAAGAGUUCCUCCUAGGGGGGUCCUCAUCCACAGGAAUCACCAACGGAGAUACCGAUAAACAAGCCAAAUUGUUUAACCUCAGGACUGGAGAGUUGACAUCCCAACUCAAUUGUACAAAUGGACCAUAUAUUGAUUUGAAAAUGUUUGGAGACGAAGAGUUAUGGGCCCUAAUAGCUAGCUAUGGCAGUGCAGUAAUCAAGUUGGUCUUGUUAGGAAAGCGAAAAGCACCCCUAUCCGAGCCAGUUCUUAUGCGGUCAAUCACGGACCACAGUCAGGCUAUUCUGCAAUACCUUGUUUCAUCGGAUGAGACACUGAUGUUUUCAGCAUCUGCUGAUAACACUAUCAAGCUUUGGGACCUACCUCGUCUUUUGAAAGUGUCAAGAGAGCAACUUUCUCAUAAAGAGGCCACAAAAACAGAUGAGGAAAAGAAAAUGUCUUUAGAUAUUCAAGAUGUUGGACAGAGCUCAACAUUGAAAUUCUCAAAGGAUGACAAGCAACUGUUCAUGUGUACAAAGCACGGAUGUCUCCUGAAGCGAGACAUGGAGACAGGCAGUACCGACGUGGUGCUGGAGGCGGAGUCGAUGAGGACACCUCGGAGACUGAUGUGCCUGACCAGUAGUGGACGACACCUCGCUGUUCCCAGGAAGAAGAAAGUCCUAGUCCUGGAUGUCCAGACAUUGGAGUUGGUGUAUGACCUGCAGCAUGUGAGUCACGAGGUGGACUGUCUGGCAGAGGGGGGCAACAUCCUCAUUGCUGGAACAUCAGGCAUGGAGGCCACAGGCAGGAUCUGGAAUCUGGACAAUGGUGAAGUCAUACGGGAUGUGACCUAUCUGUACUCCUUCUAUGAGACCGCCAUGAAUAGCACAGGAACAAGGUUCAUCAUGACCAUGUUCGACUACCCAAUCAUCUUUAAUGUCAAUCUAGAGGAAAAUGAAACUGACUCUAUGGUAGGGCAGCCGGACACCAUGAUGAGCGCGUGCUGCGGAGCGGGCUUCACGCCAGAUGACUGCCUUGCUGUAGCGUGUUCUGGUGAUGGCUCUAUACGGGUCAUGGAUGCUGAAACGAAUCGCUACAUGUACAGGAUGAGUCAGAGAUCGUCCAUCACCAAUAUGACCUUCUCCCCAGACAGCAAGAAUCUUCUCACGUCUGGCUACCGCUCCAUCUAUGUCUGGAUGUUGUCUGAUGGCAGUUUGGGAUGCAAGCUGACCAGACAUCAGUCCUUCAUCGUGUGUAUGGAGUUUUCACAUGGUGGUCAGUUUCUGGUUACCACCAGUCAAGACAAGACCAUUGUGGUGUGGGACUUUGAGAAGAAAGUAUCAAUCAGCUCCUACCAUGCCCAUUGCCAGGUCAAUGCUAUGGCAGUUUUUUCAGACUUGUCAGCCAUUGCCUAUGCUCCUGAGAAUGUGGCAAGUGUGGCAGUGUUGAAGCCCAAUAAGAGGCUGACUCAGAUGCUGGAGGGAACCUAUGUCCACACUGUCCCAGAGUCUGUGAAGAAAGCACAAGCCCUGGCGCUUGCUUUCUCAAGUCAAGGAGUCAUGAAGGAAACUUCAGCAGCAUGUGCCAUACUCUAACAUACACAGACCAAAGAGUCCACCUCACAACCGUGUACCAUACUCUAACAUACACAGACCAGGGAGUCCACCUCACAACCCUGUACAAUACUCUAACAUACACAGACCAGGGAGUCCACCUCACAACCAUGUACCAUACUCUAACAUACACAGACCAGGGAGUCCACCUCACAACCAUGUACCAUACUCUAACAUACACAGACCAGGGAGUCCACCUCACAACCGUGUACCAUACUCUUACAUACACAGACCAGGGAGUCCACCUCACAACCGUGUACCAUGUUCUAACAUACACAGACCAGGAAGUCAACCUCACAACCCUGUACCAUACUCUAACAUACACAGACCAGGGAGUCCACCUCACAACCAUGUACCAUACUCUAACAUACACAGACCAGGGAGUCCACCUCACAACCGUGUACCAUACUCUAACAUACACAGACCAGGGAGUCCACCUCACAACCAUGUACCAUGUUGUAACAUACACAGACCAGGGAGUCCACCUCACAACCCUGUACCAUACUCUAACAUACACAGACCAAAGAGUCCACCUCACAACCGUGUACAAUACUCUAACAUACACAGACCAGGGAGUCCACCUCACAACCCUGUACCAUACUCUAACAUACACAGACCAGGUAGUCCACCUUACAACCAUGUACCAUACUCUAACAUACACAGACCAAAGAAUCCACCUCACAACCAUGUACCAUACUCUAACAUACACAGACCAAAGAGUCCACCUCACAACCCUGUACCAUACUCUAACAUACACAGACCAAAGAAUCCACCUCACAACCGUGUACCAUACUCUAACAUACACAGACCAGGUAGUCCACCUCACAACCCUGUACCAUACUCUAACAUACACAGACCAGGUAGUCCACCUCACAACUGUGUACCAUACUCUAACAUACACAGACCAAAGAGUCCACCUCACAACCAUGUACCAUACUCUAACAUACACAGACCAAAGAGUCCACCUCACAACCGUGUACCAUACUCUAACAUACACAGACCAGGUAGUCCACCUCACAACCAUGUACCAUACUCUAACAUACACAGACCAAAGAGUCGACCUCACAACCGUGUACCAUACUCUAACAUACACGACCAAAGAAUCCACCUCACAACCGUGUACCAUACUCUAACAAACACAGACCAGGGAGUCCACCUCACAACCAUGUACCAUACUCUAACAUACACAGACCAGGGAGUCCACCUUACAACCCUGUGCCAUGUUCUAACAUACACACACCAGGAAGUCAACCUCACAACCCUAUACAAUACUCUAACAUACACAGACCAGGGAGUCCACCUCACAACCAUGUACCAUACUCUAACAUACACAGACCAAAGAAUCCACCUCACAACCGUGUACCAUGUUCUAACAUACACAGACCAGGGAGUCCACCUCACAACCCUGUACCAUACUCUAACAUACACAGACCAAAGAAUCCACCUCACAACCGUGUACCAUGUUCUAACAUACACAGACCAGGGAGUCCACCUCACAACCCUGUACCAUACUCUAACAUACACAGACCAAAGAAUCCACCUCACAACCAUGUACCAUGUUCUAACAUACACAGACCAGGGAGUCCACCUCACAACCCUGUACCAUACUCUAACAUACACAGACCAGGGAGUCCACCUCACAACCGUGUACCAUACUCUAACAUACACAGACCAAAGAGUCAACCUCACAACCAUGUACCAUGUUCUAACAUACACAGACCAGGGAGUCCACCUCACAACCAUGUACCAUACUCUAACAUACACAGACCAAAGAGUCAACCUCACAACCAUGUACCAUGUUCUAACAUACACAGACCAGGGAGUCCACCUCACAACCAUGUACCAUACUCUAACAUACACAGACCAGGGAGUCCACCUCACAACCAUGUACCAUACUCUAACAUACACAGACCAGGAAGUCCACCUCACAACCCUGUACCAUACUCUAACAUACACAGACCAGGGAGUCCACCUCACAACUGUGUACCAUACUCUAACAUACACAGACCAGGGAGUCCACCUCACAACCAUGUACCAUACUCUAACAUACACAGAUCAAGGAGUCCACCUCACAACCGUGUACCAUACUCUAACAUACACAGACCAGGUAGUCCACCUCACAACCGUGUACCAUACUCUAACAAAAACAGACCAGGUAGUCCACCUCACAACCCUGUACCAUACUCUAACAUACACAGACCAGGAAGUCCACCUCACAACCCUGUACCAUACUCUAACAUACACAGACCAGGAAGUCCACCUCACAACCCUGUACCAUACGCUAACAUACACAGACCAGGGAGUCCACCUUACAACCCUGUACCAUACUCUAACAUACACAGACCAGGAAGUCCACCUCACAACCCUGUACCAUACUCUAACAUACACAGACCAGGGAGUCCUUCUCACAACCGUGUACCAUACUCUAACAUACACAGACCAGCCCAGCUCCACACAUCCAUGUACAGGGCCUCACAGCCCAGUUCCACACAGCCAUGUACAGGGCCUCACUCACAGCUUCACACAGCCAUGUACAGGGCCUCACUCACAGCUCCACACAGCCAUGUACAGGGCCUCACAGCCAAGCUCCACACAGCCAUGUACAGGGCCUCACUCACAGCUCCACACAGCCAUGUACAGCUAGGGCCUCACAGCCCAGUUCCACACAGCCAUGCACAGGGCCUCACAGCCCAGCACCACACAGCCAUGUACAGGGCCUCACAGCCCAGCUCCACACAGCCAUGUACAGGGCCUCAAAGCCCAAUUCCACACAGCUGUGUACAGGGCCUCACAGCCCAGCUCCACACAGCCAUGUACAGGGCUUCACAGCCCAGUUCCACACAGCCAUGUACAGGGCUUCACAGCCCAGUUCCACACAGCCAUGUACAGGGCCUCACUCCCAGUUCCACACAGCCAUGUACAGGGCCUCACAGCCCAGCUCCACACAGCCAUGUCCAGGGCCUCACAGCCCAGUUCCAAACAGCCAUGUACAGGGCUUCACAGCCCAGUUCCACACAGCCAUGUAUAGGGCCUCACUCCCAGUUCCACACAGCCAUGUAUAGGGCCUCACUCCCAGUUCCACACAGCCAUGUACAAGGCUUCACAGCCCAGUUCCACACAGCCAUGUACAGGGCUUCACAGCCCAGCUCCACACAGCCAUGUACAGGGCCUCACUCCCAGCUCCACACAGCCAUGUACAGGGCCUCACUCCCAGUUCCACACGGCCAUGUACAGGGCCUCACAGCCCAGUUCCACACAGCCAUGAACAGGGCCUCACAGCCAAGCUCCACACAGCCAUGUACAGGGCUUCACAGCCCAGUUCCACACAGCCAUGUACAGGGCCUCACAGCCCAGCUCCACACAGCCAUGUACAGGGCCUCACAGCCAAGCUCCACACAGCCAUGUACAGGGCUUCACAGCCCAAUUCCACACAGCCAUGUACAGGGCUUCACAGCCCAAUUCCACACAGCCAUGUACAAGGCUUCACAGCCCAGCUCCACACAUCCAUGUACAGGGCUUCACAGCCCAGCUCCACACAGCCAUGUACAGGGCCUCACUCCCAGCUCCACACAGCCAUGUACAGGGCCUCACAGCCCAGCUCCACACAGCCAUGUACAGGGCCUCACUCACAGCUCCACACAGCCAUGUACAGGGCCUCACAGCCCAGCACCACACAGCCAUGUACAGGGCUUCACAGCCCAGCUCCACACAGCCAUGUACAGGGCCUCACUCCCAGCUCCACACAGCCAUGUACAGGGCCUCACAGCCCAGCUCCACACAGCCAUACAUCACUAGAAGUGCCAUCCUGUCACUACCUAAUAGUCUGGCCUCCUCAGUUAGUAGGUUGUCCUCUGCAUAGUUAUGAUUGUAGUCCUAACAGUUAUUGGUUUCAUUUUCAUGUCUUUUGAACAGCAGAGAAAUACAAUUGUGAUGUUUUACACUGAAAUAUUUUUACCUAUACAUACCAUCAUUGCAGCCAAAUAUAUGCAAUUAAGUUAUGCUCAUGUUUGUUAUGACAUUGUUAUUUAUGCAAUAUGACACGGGUAAAAAAUUAUAAGAAUAACUAUAUACAUGAACUGAUAGUAUAUAUAUUUUAUAUUGUUAUUCCCACAUUUAGGCUUCUGUCGUGGCUCAUUGUGAAUGUUCCACUAUGGCUCACAUGGUACACAUUUUCAUGAUGAUAUUGUUGUCCAUUACAUGGCCUGUGGAUGUUUUCCUCUAUCCUUUGGUAAUAUGUAUCAAAAAUGGACGACACCUUUCUUUUUCUCAUUUAUUAGUUUUAUUUACACCAUUUGUACAUAAUUCAGUAAUGUAUUUAUAGUCAGUAUACUUUCCAUGUCCUUUAUUACACCCACCAGUACAGGUGAGCCACACAGUAUAUGGAAAGUGUUGACUGAAACAUAAUGAAUGUUUUCUUAUUAUUCUAUUUCCUCAAAAGCCAAAGUAGGUCUCAAUUUCUCUUUCAUAACAUUCCAAUGUUUUAGAAACACGUAACUCAUGAAAGUAUUUAAAUGAACCAAAGUGACGGACCAUAGGCUCUCAAAUGAUUUUUAUUUUUUUAAAUAGAAAUUGAAAUGAAUUUAAUAUAUUUGAAAUUGCAACACUGAUGUGAUGUAAAAUGUAUGAUAAAUGUUGGUCCCCCCGUAUAAAUGUACACACAUUUCAAAGGGAAAGAUAUUUUUAGGUGUGUCUUUCCUUUUAAACUAAAUACCCAUGAAAAUGGCAUCAACCCACCCAGGUCUGUCUUGAGCAGAGCUCGUGUUUUGUACACUGAUUUCUUUCUGCAAAGUCAUACAUUCCAUAUCAUCAUUAAAAUUAUCAAUAUAUCAAUGUGAUCACAGUUAUUUUUGUCUUUGAAUACAUUUUUGUAUCUGUUAUGUUCAGAUUUGCAACAGACAAAUAGUCCCCUUACUCAGCAGGAAUAAAAUAGCAUUUCUUGGGAA